This is a messenger RNA of Helianthus annuus (common sunflower), 4243 nucleotides long. RefSeq lists its product as uncharacterized. Bases 598 to 3963 code for a protein of 1121 amino acids. Gene Ontology annotation, molecular function: protein binding. The record is from RefSeq and is a predicted model, not a curated record. NCBI's taxonomy places the organism in Eukaryota, Viridiplantae, Streptophyta, Magnoliopsida, Asterales, Asteraceae. The transcript has 9 exons.
ACACUCUACGUAACAACUACUUGGGCAGAAAGUAUCAAACAACAUCGUCAGGGGUUAAAACUUAAAACACUUGUGAGGUGUUGAAUCCAAACCCUAUCCACGUGCCAAAUCCACAGAUCCCAUUUACGUGUCCACCCGGAUUUCCGACCCACCCGUUCGUUCAACGUUGCGUACGAUAAUCAUCCCUCGUUGUUUUCUCGUCUAUUCAACCAACCAACGUGUGAAAUACCCUUUUCACCCUUCUUCCCCCUCCCCCUCUGCGCAUAUUCCCCCAACCGAUCCCAUAUCUUCCAUCAAUCCAUCCAUCCCCCAUUCUUUUUUAUUUCCCCCAAAUCACACACAUUCCAUAAAUCAACACAGAGAUAGGGGGAGAGUGGAUCAAUUGGAAUUGGGGUUUUGUUGUUGAAUUCGAAUUCGGACUUUGUGUAAGAAUAUGUGAUGGAGCAUUUGUGAACUGUUUCGUUAGUUGGUCUUCGUAUACAAUAAAUAUGACGUUGUAACAGUUACAUGGCAUUUUGAUAUUUGCUCAGCCUUGAUCUCUUCAGUUAUUAGUAGAUUAACCAACAGUAGUUGUUCGAGAAGCGUUCGUAGCUAGUGAUGGAGCAGAUUAAUUUUCUUCACAGUCAAAGACAAAACCACCAAACUGCUGGUCGUAAAUCCUCAACGAAUGGGUCCUCCAAAGAUCUAUGGCUAGCAGUGCAAAGUGGAUGUGUUGUUGAUGUAGAUUCUGCCUUGGUUUUACUGAAGAAAAACGGUGGGAAUAUCAAUUCAAGAAAUGCUUUUGGUCUUACUGCUCUUCAUAUUGCCACAUGGAGAAAUCACAUACCGAUUAUUAAACGACUAUUAGCAGCUGGUGCAGACCCUAAUGCUAGGGAUGGGGAAUCUGGAUGGAGUAGCCUUCACCGGUCCCUACAUUUUGGUCAUUUGGCUGUUGCUAGCAUUCUUCUUAAAUCCGAAGCUUCUGUCUCAAUAGAGGACUCGAAGUCAAGAACACCUGUCGAUCUUCUAUCUGGCCCUGUUUUACAGGCUAACGGCAAUGGAAACGGUUCAGGUACUAAUGCUAUAAGAAGCAUGCAUAUUGUAACAAUCUCCAUUGAUAGAAACCCGCUGAAUAUGUUUUAUUAUUAUGUCUGUUCAGUGGUGACAGAGUUGUACAGUUGGGGAAGCGGUGUUAACUACCAAUUAGGGACUGGAAAUGCUCACAUUCAGAAAUUGCCGUGCAAGGUUGAUUCACUUCACGGGUCUUUUAUCAAGUUGAUUUCUUCCGCUAAGUUUCAUAGUGUGGCGGUUAGUGCUAACGGUGAGGUUUACACUUGGGGAUUCGGGCGAGGUGGUCGCCUUGGCCACCCUGAUUUUGAUAUCCAUAGUGGUCAGGCUGCGGUCAUAACUCCUAGACAGGUAACAUCAGGUCUAGGGGCUCGUCGGGUCAGAGCAAUUGCCGCUGCUAAACAUCAUACGGUUGCUGCCACUGAUGGUGGUGAGGUCUUCACGUGGGGUUCCAACCGAGAGGGUCAACUUGGGUAUACAUCUGUUGAUACCCAAGCAACACCACGAAGGGUCAGCUCAUUAAAGUCAAAGAUAGUUGCUGUUGCUGCGGCAAACAAGCAUACUGCUGUAGUUUCUGAUUCGGGUGAGGUUUUCACUUGGGGCUGCAAUAAAGAAGGGCAACUCGGUUACGGAACUUCAAAUUCGGGAUCCAAUUAUACCCCUAGGCUUGUUGAAUAUUUAAAAGGAAAAGUUUUUAUUCGCGUUUCUGCUGCCAAGUAUCACACCAUGGUUUUGGGAGCCGAUGGAGAGGUGUUUACUUGGGGUCAUCGUCUUGUAAAUCCAAGGCGUGUAGUUGUUGCAAGACUCCUUAAAAAAAGUGAAAGCACCACUUUAAAGUUUCACCGAUCAGAACGGCUUCAUGUGGUUUCAAUAGCUGCAGGGAUGACACAUAGCAUAGCUUUAACCCAUGAUGGUGCAUUGUUCUAUUGGGUCUCUUCAGAUCCCGAUCUACGUUGUCAACAGUUAUACUCACUUUGUGGAAAAAAUAUGGUUAGUGUGUCGGCUGGAAAAUACCGGACGGCCGGUGUUACCGCUACCGGUGAUGUUUAUAUGUGGGACGGAAAGAAAAGAAGAGACGAAUCACCAGUUAUAACUCGAUUACAUGGUGUCAAACGGGCUACUUCAGUUUCAGUUGGAGAAACACAUCUACUGGUUAUCAGUUCUCUUUAUCAUCCUCCAUAUUGUCUCCCGACUUCCGGUAGUCCCGAGCGUUUAAAGUCAAAAUUAAGUGACGAUUUAAGCGAGUUAGAUGAAGAUUUUGCUUAUAAUGAUAAUGAAAUUGAUGAUGUGGCAUCGAGCUUACAAAAGGGUAACAGUGAAAAGAAGGAAAUACCGACUUUGAAAAGCCUUUGUGAGAAAGUGGCAGCCGAGCACUUGGUCGAGCCGAGAAGUGCUUUACAGCUUCUCGAAAUUGCUGACUCACUAGAGGCACAUGAUUUGAGGAAGCAUUGUGAGGAAAUCGUAAUACGUAACCUUGACUACAUUUUUACGGUCUCAACGCAUGCAUUUGCGAGCGCUUCGCUGGAUGUUUUAGCUAACCUUGAGAAAUCACUGGAUUCAAAAUCAUCUGAAUCAUGGAGUCAUCGUCGGCUUCCAACCCCAACAGCCACUUUUCCUGCAGUUAUCAACAGUGAAGAAGAUGAUAGCGACAACGAGUUUUUCAGAACACGUGAUAACAGCAACGGUGAAAAGAUGGAUUCACAGAAGGAAAGAAACCAAAUAUUCGAUAGCUUUUUACAACCGUACGAUCUUGCGAGUCAUGAAAUUGGUAAACAAGUUCGGGCAUUAAGAAAAAAAUUGCAACAGAUCGAGAUACUGGAGGAAAAACGAUCCAAGGGUUAUCAACUCGAUAGCCAGCAGAUCGCAAAGCUUCAGACCCGACCUGUGUUGGAGAACUCACUCGUUGAGCUUGGUGUACCUAUUGAGACGAUUCAGGCAAAGUCAAAUUCUUCUGUUGACCAGAAAAACGAGGGUACCAAGAAACAGAGGAAAAAGAGCAGAAGAAAACAGCCACACAGUGAAGAGGUGCAUGGUAGUUAUGAAUCUGAGACCAAGUUAAAUACAGUUAAGGGUUUCUCACCUUCUGAAGAUUUACAAGUUGACCAAAAGGCAAUUUCAAGAAAACCGGAUCUUCAAAUCGAAAAACAUAAUUUACAGGAAAAGGAGAUAGAUGACAAGGGCAAAAUAAACAAUCUCGUCGAGGUGCCACCGAAUAACGCAAAGAAAGAAAUUCCAUGCUCGAAAAGCAAGAAUUCUUCUUCGUCUGCGUCAUCUAAGAAGAAAAACCGAAAAGGAGGGCUUUCUAUGUUUUUAAGUGGGGCUCUUGAUGACACCCCUAAGAUUGUCGUCACUCCACCGACGCCCAAAAGCGAGGGCCCAGCGUGGGGUGGGGCUAGUAUUCCAAAGGGACCCACAGGACCCACUUCUCUUCGUAAAAUUCUGGAUGAGCAGGGAAAAACCGUGGAACAUAAGCCAGUUGCUAGAAAGAAAGAUCAGUUUGAAGUUUCACCUGAUGUGAAAACUAGUGGAAAACUUUCGUUGAGUUCGUUUUUGCCGUCAAACCCGAUUCCCAUGGGCCCGGCCCUGAUCCAUCAGGUGCCUGAGCCCGACAGAAGCACACCUCCUUGGAUUUCUUCGGGGACCCCACCUCUCGCUGGUCGCCCGUCUCUUAAAAGCAUUCAGCUACAGCAGGAGAAAAAACAACAGACGUUAUCGCAGAGCCCUAAAACAAAAACCACCGGGUUUUCGGUGACCAGUGGACAGGGUUCGCCGUCAGAUUCAGGUGGUUCAAACAAGUGGUUCAAGCCGGAGGUUGCGGCAGCAUCUUCUAUACGAUCGAUCCAGAUAGAGGAGAAGGCUAUGAAGGAUCUGAAGCGGUUUUAUAGCAGUGUUAAAGUUGUUAACAACCAGUUUUAAGGAGUGAUGGUAGUUGCUUUUUAUUUAUUCUUGAACCGACCGACCCAUGGAUCUUUUUCUGGUUGUGUUUCUGUAAAUCAACUGUAGAUACCUUCCAAUCCUGAAGUAGAAAUCUUCAGUUUGUUAAUAAGACCUUCAGUAGACUUUGGUUAAUUCAGUUAAGGUCUCUGUUGGGUGGUUGUGUAACCAUUAUUUCUUCAAAAAGAAGGCAAUGGUGCAUUUGUGGUACAAAUAGAAAUCUUUGGAGUUUAUUAUAAUUAAGUAUGCUUAAUUAUGUCUA